This is a messenger RNA of Cydia amplana, 2501 nucleotides long. Its product is annotated as synaptic vesicle glycoprotein 2C-like. Gene Ontology annotation, molecular function: transmembrane transporter activity. Lineage: Eukaryota; Metazoa; Arthropoda; Insecta; Lepidoptera; Tortricidae. The transcript has 14 exons. Gene Ontology annotation, cellular component: membrane. Gene Ontology annotation, biological process: transmembrane transport. The record is from RefSeq and is a predicted model, not a curated record. Bases 387 to 2501 code for a protein of 704 amino acids.
UUACUUAAUUCAUGCCAUGUCUAGUCAGUGGCACACUUUUGCAGUUCCUUGUUCUAUCAGUGUUGCAAAAAUUGGUGAAUACAUUGAAACUGUUUCAGUGAAAAAUGUGAAUUGAUUCGAUUGUAUGAAGCGGUUUUAACUAUGUUUUGUGAUUGUGAACGAGUGAAAAAUGUGUUUUCGUAAAAAGCGCAUCAGGUCCUAAGUUCAAUUAAAUUAUUGCAAAUCUGCAAUUCUGCACACGACACGAGCGAUUCUAAGUCACAAUGUAAUAAAUGUAUAUACAUAUAAAACAGUGUAGCACCGCUUUCAGUGUUAAAUAAGGAAAGAAACUAACAUUGCUUAGUAAAUGCUUCAAAUUAUGUGUCACAUAACAGCGAGCGAGAAGCAUGGCGGAGGAACAGGCGUGCCUCGUGCGCGCUCGCUCUGACUCCGACUCACCCAAGAGCUUCGGGUCCAUAGCUCGCACCAUGGCCUACACAGAGGACAGACUGACCGAAGGUACCGGCGACCCAGGUACAGUCAGCAUGACUGUCAACCCACCCGAACCCAUGGACAAUGAAAGCGGCGAGCUCAUAGACUACAGCGAUACUAGCGCUUUAGACCAGUUCCACGAAGACGCGCUGCGACAGGCCGGCUGCGGUAUAGCCCAGCUGAAGGUGUACCUAGCAUGUAGUCUGGCGCUCGCCGGCGCGACCUUAGAGCUUUCAGCAGUGCCCUUUGUGUUACCCUCGUGUGAGAUCGAGCUGUGCAUACUGCCACAUGAGAAGAACUGGCUUGUGCUGAUAAGCCUGGUGGGCGGGUCGCUGGGCGGCGUGGGGUGGGGCGCCCUGGCCGCGCGGCUGGGGCGGCGGCGCGCGCUGGUGUCGGCGCUGGCCGUCAACGCCGUGUUCGCCGCCGUCGCCGCCUUCAUGCCCACAUACGGCACCUUCAUGAUGGCCAGAUUCUGCUCUGCCAUCGGCUCAGGCGGUCUGGUACCGACUUGCUACUCCUACUGCUAUGAGGUCUCCCCGCGACCGCACCGCCGCCGCCUGCUGUCCAUAUUAGUCAUCGCACACGGCGUGGGGGCGCUGCUAGCGGCCGCCCUCGCACACGCAGUGCUGCCACCUACCGGGGCUGACGCUCUGUUAGACGACAAGGAACAUUUCUCGGCGUGGCACAGGUAUUUGCUGUUAUGUACGCUACCAAUCCUCGCUUCGCUCGUGUCUCUCAUAUGGACGCAAGAAUCGCCGCGGUAUUUGCUAGAUGUCGGCAGGGAAGUCGACGCCAUGUUGGUCUAUCAGAGCUUGCACCGCGGCAACCAGGCGGGGUGCUGCGCGCCGGGCGCCGAGUACCGGCCCGGCGCGUUACAGCUGCCCCCGAAGCGCCCCGCCGCGCUACACCACGUCAGGCACACCGUUAAGAUGUUUUGGCAAGCGUUCUUCCAACUGUUCUCAAGCGCGUACAGGAACACUACGUUUUCCCUCGGCGGGGUGAUGCUAUUCUCAAUGGCCAUACAGUUCUUCCUGGCAUCCCACAUACCAUCAGCCGUUCUAUCCAUAGAGAACCAAGAAUUCGAAGCGUCGAAAAAAAUUAUAGAAAACACGACAUACGAAAACCGCCAUUACAACGAAACGCUAGAAAACGUGGAAUACAGAAACGUGACGUUCUAUAAAUGCAGUUUUAGAGAUAUGAUGUUAUCGCAUGUGGGGUUCAAGAAUUGUUCUUUCUACGAUGUCGCGUUUUCAAAUAUCAAGACGUCUUAUGCGUACUUCACUGGGUCGCUGUUUGUUAAUACUACCAUAAUCGACACAGACAUAACAGUGGGCCGCGAAAUCGACGCGUGGUCCGAACUGCGCAACACGAUCAUACGAGGCAUGCGCCUCGCCUGCCUCCGCGAGGCACCUCUAACUUGGAGGCUAGCCGGGGCAUUAAGGGAGCAGGCACAUGCCGCCCUAGCAACCAUGUUAGCUGGCUUAUUCGCCGCCAUUUUCGCCCCAACGCUGGCUUUAAGGGGGAAAUUUUCACCGAAAGAAUGCAUGCGCCUCGCCUGCCUCCGCGAGGCACCUCUAACUUGGAGGCUAGCCGGGGCAUUAAGGGAGCAGGCACAUGCCGCCCUAGCAACCAUAUUAGCUGGCUUAUUCGCCGCCAUUUUUGCCCCGACGCUGGCUUUAAGGGGAAAAUUUUCACCGAAAGUGAUCCUGUGCGCGAUUUGCGUGUUGCUGUCUCCCUCUAUCUACGUGGUGCAGAGCGAGACGGCGCUAUACGUGGUGGAGGCGGGAUACAGGGUGUUCCUAACACUGGUGUUCUACAUAGCUUGCGUGGCCAUCGUCGACUCUUAUCCCGCUAAUUUGAGGUAUAGUACAUUAUUGUCGAGAUGCACGGCGCACGGGCUGAUAAUGUCCGUGGCUUACCUCGGCGGUGCCGGCGUGCGCGGGCUGUGGGCCGCGCCGCCCGCCGCCGCCGCCAUCUUGGCCGCCAUCUUGGCCGUCGCCGCCACCGCAUGCGCUGCCCGAGUCAGAUAG